AAUAGGCUGUCAAGUGAGAACAAACGCAACGCAAAUGAAAGCUUGUUCCGUGUCCUCCAAGCAGCUUUAUGUUAAGUCUUAUAAUAAGUUCCUUCAAUUACCGCUCCAGGUCGUUCGCUUGGUGUUGUGGAAUAUCAUGGUGAUUCCAUGAUUUUUAUUUUUUUUGGGCCAAACAUAUGGGCCAAGUCAAUAGGGGUGGGUCAGAUUUAAGAGAGGAACAGGAAGAGCGUGUGUAGGGUGCAAAUCCACUUUACGCCGUGUCAGUCUUCAGCUUUGUGAUUAUUUUCUUUUAAUAAAAAGCCAUUCUUUUAAUGGCUGGUUUGCGUUCGUUAUGAAGCAUCUCUUUUGUGUUGGCUCAAGGAGGCGAAGUCUAUGAAGACUGCACAUAAAUUACAGUAUAGAGGAUCUUAUUUAAACUUUUCUAAGUCUGAAGAAGGUUCCCACGUCAGCUGGAUGACUGAGGGACGCAUCAGUGGCCACUGACAUGGACUGCACAGAGGUCAAAGGUGAAAGCCCUGCUGAGGAGCAACUGGAGCCCCUUCUCAUUCUUGAGGAGGGGGAUGAUCCGGAGGCAUUCACAAACAGAAAGCAGGGAGUGCUGAGGAUGAGGAAGGCCAAGGAAGACAUCGGUGGGAUGGAAGGGAGUGUGGAGGGCAUCCCAGAUGCUGAACCAGAUGCAGGAGAUGGUAGGAGUGCACGCCGGGAUGCAGAAGUGAACGAGGAGGAGCUAUCCAGGCAGCAGGAGGAAGGGCCGGAAGACAAAGCCACGCAGGAACGCUCCCUGGAAACUGUGGAGUGCUGGGCAGGAACAUUGCUUGAGGCCGCAGCGGUGACAUCAGCCCAAAGUGAAGCUGGGCCAGCACGUGAGAAGCAGGAGGAGACGCAUCUGCAGAUAGACGCGGCAGCUGAAGAAGAGCCGCCCGCUCCUCCUCACGCACAGGCGCCAGUGCAACUACGACGCCGAGACCAACUCAAGCCCGAAGACCCACAGCAGAAGGCUCACAGGUCAUCCCACGACUUCCCUGACACACUGUAUGAGCUGCUGUGCGCCCUGCAGGAGGGCCGGCGCCUCAACGACCAGCGCUGCUCCUUCCAGCUGCAGGGACGCAGGAGGUGCCACUCGGAGCCAGCCACCCCCCGCCACAGCCAGAAAGUGGUGUUCUCCUCCGUGACCUCUCUGCAGCGGGAGGAGUUCUUUGAGCUGGUGGCCACCUCCCAGGGCCGCCGGCUGGACGACCAGCGUGCCGAAUUCCAUAGUCUCCCCCUGGUGCCCAGACGCCGUUCCAGCGCCUCCAAGGCAAAGGUGAGGAAGGGCAGCUGCAAGACCCCGGCUGCUCCCCAGACGGCCCCCACUCCACCGCACAAGGAGGAGCUCUACAACAUGAUCGUCAUCUCUCAGGCACAGGGGCGUUUGGAGGAGCAGCGUAGUGCAGCCCCUGGCCCCAUGGAUGAUGAAGAUUUUUUCUCCUUGUUGCUGAAGGUCCAGGGUGGGCGCAUGGAUGAGCAGAGAACAGAGCUCCCCGUAGCACUUAAGUAUUGACGGAUGCGAUGGCUAGCACACGGUGUCGAGGUGGAAACGGGCACUAUAUCACUUACAUACGUCUAAAGUAGUUUCACUGGUUCGUUUCUAAGGGUUUUGUAUUUGUAUCUGACUCAUAUCUUGAAAGAAAAAAAAACUUGGAUUCGUCACUGCUUCUAUUCUAUUUUUUUUUUUUUUUUUUUUUUUUUUUUUUUAAAUAUACAUCAAAUAAUUUUAUAAGUGUAUUUUAAUAAUGGCUUUUCCAAGGACAUACUGUGGAGCAGAAGGUGUAUGCUUGAUUCAACACAGUAAGCCAUAUGCUGAGGCAGUGAUUUCCCAUACCUGUCCUGGCUGGUGAUCGUGGCUGAUAUGAGGGGACAGACACUGGUGGUGUACUGCGGGGAGAAGUGUGUGUGUGGUGGUGGUGGUGGUGGUGGUGGUGGUGGGAGAUGGAGCUAGUUGUAGGCAGCUCAGCUUCACUGUGUACUGUAUUGCAACAGUGCAUACCCAGAUGCCGAGAUCUGGUGGGUGUUGCAGAUAUCUGAGUUAGCAGCGUUAGAGUUAUGUGAGUUGUUGCUGCUGCACACAUAAUAACAGGAAAUACAUGGGCAGUGAGUCAGUGAAGGUUUUUCUUUUUUAAACGUCACACAUGUUGCUGUCAAAGCCGAUCGAUGCUGAGAAUGGCCAAGUCAAAGUGGGCAGGGCGCCAGCUCAUGCAGUCAAACUUCAGCACGCAGGUGCGGUGCCAUUGCAUGCUGAGGCCUGGUUGCGUUUCCUGCUGUGGGGGUACAAGAUGGGUCUACCAGGCCAGACUUUACCCAGUUCUACUGUUUACGCCACAGAAAGGCUGCCCAUUAAAGACACGGCAUGACUGUUUUAUAAUGUAGGAUAGACUACAUUUCGAUAUGUUGAUAUAUGGGAACUGUACUGAGAAGAGGCCAACCAUAGCAUUUAUUCCUAACCACUUCUUACAAAAGUCGGUUGUUUUCUUAUUUUAACAUAAAGAUGAGUAUCAAACUUGUGAUGUCUGAUUUACUUCUACACCUACUUUUGUAUGAUACAUAGUAUGGAUUAAUAAUCCCUUGUGUAUGUAAUUGUAAAUGAUCUAGAAAGUAAUCUAUGGUACAAAAACAACUUGCACUACUGAACAGUGUUGCCAAGUUUGAAGGGCUAUACUUGCCUGAUUUUCUUCAUAGAAUGCAAAGACACAAUAUGUCUCCAUUUACUCUAAGUAUAACUUACUCUGCUGCAGUAUUUAAAAACAAACAAUUUUAUUAAUAUAAGUGUAUAAAUAAAAAAUAAACAUAAAAUGUCUUUCAGUUAUUUUUGUACAUAUGCAAGCACUGAAUAUACAUAAGUAAAUCUCACUAUCAUUGAAAUUACCACAAUCACACUUUACCCAAAAAUGCUACUGUAAAAAUGCUAAUGUAUCUUUUAAAUAACAACCAGGAAGGCAGAGUUAGCAUUUGGCAAAUAAGAACAUACGUACAGUUCACCGCCGGGUUUGCUUUUGAAUACCUACUAGUAGGGACACUUAGCAUAAAGCUAAUAGCACCAUGCCAAUGUUUCUCCACUAGGUUUUAUCCAUUUUUAGCCACAGAUUGUUGGGAGGUAAUUUGAACAUGUUGUAAGACAGAGUUGUUCUGUGCUUUAAUCAGAAAAAUAUUUACUUCUUAUAAAAGCAAAGUAAUGAUUAAAGUAUGUGAUGAUCUUCACCACCAAGACCCACGUGCUUAGCAUUCUGCACCUUGUCUAGGUGUCAUCUGAAGUGUACACUCAGCAAACACUAGAUGGCAACAGAACCUUACGCGUCAGACUUCAUUCGAAGGUUAUCCUCAUUUAUCAUGGUCUGGAUUUUCUUGCCUUUUGUUCUUGAAUAUUGAAAAAUAGACCACGUGGGACCUUUCAUAUCUCAUAUGGCAUGUAAGAUCUUAGACUGUCUUGGCCACAAUUGUACAUGCCAAAAAAUAAAUAAAUUUUAAAAAUGA
Molecule: messenger RNA, 3507 nt
Organism: Electrophorus electricus (electric eel)
Lineage: Eukaryota; Metazoa; Chordata; Actinopteri; Gymnotiformes; Gymnotidae
Gene: gpsm3
Product: G protein signaling modulator 3
Biological process (GO): regulation of inflammatory response
Molecular function (GO): GTPase regulator activity; protein binding
Source: RefSeq, a predicted model, not a curated record